This is a messenger RNA of Aegilops tauschii subsp. strangulata, 925 nucleotides long. The record is from RefSeq and is a predicted model, not a curated record. NCBI's taxonomy places the organism in Eukaryota, Viridiplantae, Streptophyta, Magnoliopsida, Poales, Poaceae.
UUCUAUAGGGACCAUGGAUUCAAAGGCACAGCACAACCGAAUGGAUGAUGACAAGUACUUGCAUCAGGCGCGUCAAGAGACGGACAAGAAUAUGCAGCGAGAGCGAGAGGUGAUGGACAAGAAUCUGAAGCAGGAGCGGGCAACCGUGGACCGCAUGAGGAAGGAGGAGCGUGCAGCCGUGGAACAGAUGAUGACUGAGGAGCGUGCAGCCAUGGAUCAGAGGUUGAAGCAUUUCCAUGACGAUAUGGACCUAAAGUUGAAGCAGGAGCGCAAGGACCUGGAUCGCGCUAUGCAACUCGAGCGUGGCAGGAUGGAAUUCAAUAUCAUGCAGGCGCGUGCGAACAUGGACCGUAUGUUGCAGGAGGAGCGUAAUGACAUGAAUCACAAGGCCAAGAUGGAGGGGAUCCGCAUGGAAGGGAAUAUGAUGCAAGACCGCGUUCUACAUCUCGAGCGUGGUAAAAUGGGCUUCAAUAACAUGCAGACGCGUGCGGGCAUGGACCUUAACUUACCAAAGGACCGCAAUGAUCUGGAUUACAAGGCCAAGAUGGAGCAGAUCCGCAUGGAAGGAAAUACGAUGCAGGACCGUGCUAAUACACGUCUGAAGGAUGAGAAGGCCAAAAUGGAGGAGAUCCGCAUGGAAGGGGGUAUGAUGCAAGACCAUGCUAGUACAGGCACGAAGGUACCUUUCAUUAUUUACUUAUUAUUCAUUAAAUUAUCCACACACAAACCAAAAUCAAUUUAUAUCAACAGCAUGCUCAGGCACAACAAGACAUCCCUACACCAGAGCAAUAUGUCUCAUCAGUACCUCUACAGGCAGAACAAGACAUCCGUUCACCAGAGCAAUCUGUCUCAUCACCACCUCGGCAGGCAAAAUGCGACAUCCCACCACCGGAACAAUCUGUCUCAUCACCACGUCACCGAGUAA